Molecule: messenger RNA, 764 nt
Organism: Annulohypoxylon truncatum
Lineage: Eukaryota; Fungi; Ascomycota; Sordariomycetes; Xylariales; Hypoxylaceae
Product: trimeric LpxA-like protein
Exons: 2
Coding region: 84-677 (197 amino acids)
Biological process (GO): mitotic spindle organization
Cellular component (GO): dynactin complex
Molecular function (GO): dynein complex binding
Source: RefSeq, a predicted model, not a curated record
AUUCACAGUUCAAACAAACAAUUGCUCGAGUCCAUCGACAUCCUUGUCGUCGAUACUCUUCCCCACUUAAACAUAGGAGCAAAAUGUCAUCAUCUAAACGUCAAUCUAUUGUCCCACGCGUCCAUUCUGGUCCUAAGGCACCAGUCAAUUUCUCCCAAUCCAUAAUAAUAGCUGACUCGGCGCUUCUGACCGGUAACCACACGAUCAACAUUAGCUCCGAGUCCGUCGUCCAUCCUCGGGCGAAGCUAGAUUCCUCCAAUGGACGAAUAACCAUUGGUCGGAGAUGCAUCGUCCAUGAACGGACAAGUAUUGGGCAAUUAUCUGCAGACCCAAGACCAAGUGAAACUCGUGAUGGCGUAUUUAUUGGCGACUAUGCUACGAUAGAGGUUGGCGCUGUGCUCGAGUCUGGAGGCACACAGAUUGGCGACGGAUGUCUGAUCGGUGUAGGAUGUAAAAUCGGAAAAGGUGCAAAACUUGGAAAGCAUUGUACUUUAACUCCACAGAGCGUAGUACAGCCCUUCGAGGUAAUUCCGGACUUCACUGUAAUCUAUUCAAACGGAACCAGACGAAUCGACAAGCGUGGCGUAUCGGAGCUGAAAAACAAGGCACAGGCCCGUCAGAUCGAGGUGUUAAGGAGACUUAUACCCAGCAACCCAAACAAGUUUAUAUCGCAAUGAGCGUUCUAGAUACCCACACUUUGGCGUCAGUUCAACUCGCAUAAUGAUACCCAAUUAAAUAUGAAUGCCUAUUUAUCACCACUAUUG